Messenger RNA from Acomys russatus (golden spiny mouse), 666 nucleotides. Its product is annotated as keratin-associated protein 4-3-like. Bases 46 to 666 code for a protein of 206 amino acids. Gene Ontology annotation, cellular component: keratin filament. The transcript has a single exon. The record is from RefSeq and is a predicted model, not a curated record. Lineage: Eukaryota; Metazoa; Chordata; Mammalia; Rodentia; Muridae.
ACGCACCUUCUUGUAAACCCACCCAGAACCUCCACCUCCGACACCAUGGUCAACUCCUGUUGUGGCUCUGUCUGCUCUGAGGAGAGCUGUGGCCAAGGCUGCUGCCAGCCCAGCUGCUGCAGGCCUAGCUGCUGCUGUGUGUCCAGCUGCUGCAGACCCAGCUGUUUCAGGCCCCAGUGCUGUCAGUCUGUGUGCUGCCAGCCCACCUGCUGCCGCCCUUCCUGUUGCAUUUCUAGCUGCUGCAGGCCUUCUUGCUGCCGCCCCAGCUGCUGUGUGUCCAGCUGUUGCAGACCCAGCUGCUGUCAGUCAGUGUGCUGCCAGCCCACCUGCUGCCGCCCCAGCUGCUGUGUGUCCAGCUGCUGCAGACCUCAGUGCUGCAUCUCCAGCUGCUGCCGCCCCAGCUGCUGUGUGUCUAGCUGCUGUAGACCUCAGUGCUGCAUCUCCAGCUGCUGCCGCCCCAGCUGCUGUGUGUCCAGCUGCUGCAGACCUCAGUGCUGCAUCUCCAGCUGCUGCCGCCCCAGCUGCUGUGUGUCCAGCUGCUGCCGCCCCAGCUGCUGCAGACCCCAGUGCUGUAUCUCCAGCUGCUGCCGCCCCACCUGUUGCCAGACCACCUGCUGCAGAACCACUUGCUGCCGCCCAGCAUGCUCUAGUGGUUCUUGCUGCUGA